This is a messenger RNA of Daphnia magna, 13390 nucleotides long. RefSeq names its product dystrophin, isoforms A/C/F/G/H. Gene Ontology annotation, cellular component: plasma membrane. The record is from RefSeq and is a predicted model, not a curated record. Gene Ontology annotation, molecular function: protein binding; zinc ion binding. Bases 201 to 12959 code for a protein of 4252 amino acids. Gene Ontology annotation, biological process: synaptic signaling. The transcript is spliced from 63 exons. Lineage: Eukaryota; Metazoa; Arthropoda; Branchiopoda; Diplostraca; Daphniidae.
UGUCUAGUGCACCGGACGGACGUGAUAUUGUAGUUAUCUAGUGAAGCCUAUCGUUCGAAUUUUCAAGCAAAAGAGGGGGGCUUUUGUCAUUCUUUUCACUGUGCACAACAAGCAAAUGAAGAAUUCGGAUUAAGAGGAAAAAGGACUUUUUGGAGGAUAUUUUUAUUGCUGUUCAAGGGUGUGAUACAGCGGAUAUCGUCAUGGAUAAGGGACCCAAACCGCCUGGAUGUCAACUGUACGACCAACACCUCUUCGAAAUUCAAUACGAGCGCGAAGACGUCCAGAAGAAAACUUUUGGGAAGUGGAUCAAUUCACAGUUGAUCAAAAUAAAUUUUUCAUUGGUGACGGAUUUGUUUUACGAUCUCCGUGAUGGAACACGACUAUUGGCCUUACUGAGCGUCUUAACUGGCCGCACUUACAAACCGGAAAAAGGGCAUAUGAGAGUCCACCAUUUAAACAAUGUCAGCUCCGCAUUUCGAUUGUUAGAUAAGCACAGCGUAAAGUUGGUCAAUAUCAGCUCCAACGACAUUGUCGACGGCAAUCCAAAAUUAACUUUAGGGCUGGUCUGGAGCAUCAUUCUACACUGGCAGGUACAAGACGUCUUGAAAGGAAGCAUGGCCGAGCUACAGCAGUCGAGUUUGGAAAAGACCUUGCUGAGCUGGUGUCAGGAAGCUGCGAAGGACUACGCUGAGAUCGCCAUAACCAAUUUUACAACUUCGUGGUCAGACGGGUUAGCCUUUAUUGCCUUGAUUCAUCGAUUCCGUCCAGAUCUUUUUGAUUAUGAAAUAGUCAGCCGAAAACCGGCAAACGCACGGCUUGAAUACGCUUUUCGCAUGGCCAACAAGCACUUAGAAAUAGCGCGUUUGUUAGAUCCAGAAGAUGUCAACACAUCAAAUCCCGACAAGAAAUCAAUCAUGAUGUAUGUAAUGUGCCUUUAUCAAGCCUUACCUCAUGCUAAAGUCCCACUAGUUCCAUCCAAUGGCAGUAGUUCGGCAGAUACAACGACAGGGUCUUCCGGAGCUUCUGCGACAAGUUUGAAAAGCAACGAACCCGUUGAUUUUUCUGCCUAUCAAACUUUAAUGGAAGAAGUAUUAGUGUGGCUCUUGGCUGCAGAAGACCACCUAGAUUCGGCAACUACAAUUUUAGGCGAUUUGCAAAGCGUCAAGGAGCAAUUUCACAAACAUGAGGAGUUUUUACUCGAGCUAACGUCGCAACAAGGAAGUGUAGGAGCAGUCUUACAUGAAGGAGCCCGGUUAGUGAAGGAAGGUGAGCUAAGCAACGAAGAAGCCGACGAAAUUCACAUUCAAAUGCGGUUGUUGAAUUCACGAUGGGAUCAGUUAAGGACAAAGUCAAUGGAUCGACAGGCCCGUAUUCACGAAACCUUGACAAAGCUUCAACAAGAACAACUAGAAAGGUUACGACAAUGGUUGACCGCGACAGAGGAUCGCAUUUCUCAGUUGGCAGCUGUGCCUCAGCCAGAAACCUUGACUGCAGCUGAUCAAAUGCUUCAAGAUCAUCAAUCACUUCAACGGGACUUGGAAGCGCAACAAGAGCAUGUUAAUGCCUUGUCCAACAUGGUCGUUAUAGUUGACGAGUCUGUCAGUGAUAAUUGCGCUCAGAUGGAAGAUCAGCUUUCGGCCUUAGGGGAAAGGUGGAGUCAUGUCUGCAGGUGGGCUGAGCAAAGGGCAUCGGCUCUUCAGCAAUUGUCAAUCCAUUGGGAGCAGUUGACUGCAGAUUUAACACGUCUCAAAUGCUGGCUGGCUUCGCACGAGCAUUCACUGAGGCUCAUUGAAACAAACCCUAGUACUGAUCGAAGCCAAAUGAUUGAUGUUGCACGCCAGCUUCAGUUAUUGGAACGUGAUAUGGAGCCUCAUGUUCAGCGCCUGAGCCAAUUACAAGAGAACAUUCUGAGGCUUCCUACGUUGAUACAUGCCGUUACUGUCAAGGAAAACAGCAAAAAGAGUCAACCGGUUGGAAAUUUUAAGUGUGUCGAUCGUCUGUUGUCUGACGUCGAAAACUUUGAAGAUAGAAUGGAAGCGCUUAACGAAAUUAUGGAAGCGCAGAGACAAAGACUGGCCAAGAGCGGUUUGGAUUUGACCAUGGUUGUCCUACCACCUGACAUUACCACUUCUUUAACAGCUUUUGGAAGUAAUGACGCGAUAAACAGCACCGUGAGAUCCGACGAGGAGACCACAUCAAUCAAGAAGCGCAAGUUAGAUAAUGACAGACAUUUAUCAUUCGAAGCAGCUAUUCACGCAGCAAAGCAGCAUUUAGAACAAAUGGAAAUUCUGCUCGAAGAGGAUUCGAACCCGGAUGACCUUACGAAGCGACAUGUCGAGAAUAAAACCUUACUAGAUCAAGCACUUAAAUCUGGUCACAUCCUUCUCGAUGAGUUGCAAAAUGAAGCCAGUGAAAGUUUUGCUGUGGAAGACACGAUGAGUUCUAUAACCGAGCGGUGGCUGCUUGUCGAGGAGUUGCUGACCCAGAAAGGCGCCAACCAACAAGACGUUGAGCGGUUACUCAGGGCCAAGCACUGUGAAAAGGAACUUGACAAUACUCUCAGCACCGUGAACAAGCUUAGUAACGUGGAAGAGCGGAAUGAAGAAACGUUAUCUAAAUUUCAAGCAAUGCUUCAAAUGGUUACUGAUCAGAUAAACAAUCUCACAUCACGUGGCAGUGAAAGUUGUGAGGAACUAGAAACUGCCGUGGAAUCCUUAAAAUGCAAAAUUUGUAAUUUGGAGUCGAGGAUAACCGAAUUUGAAAAAGAUGUUGUGCUGUAUAGACAGCUCAAGGAUGAAAGUCAAAGCCUAGACAAAUGGAUGGCUGAAGUUAACAAUUUUCUUACCGCCGAAGAUGUAGGAUGGGGAGAUGUCGAAGUCCUCGAGGCUCAGCUUGAACAGUCUAACGCUUUACAAGAUGAUGUAAAGACCUUAGAGCCUAGCGUUGUUAACAUCAAGCACGUCAUAACGUUACUGGCCCCUAAAGUGGACGAAGAUUUGCUGGCUGAAAUGAACGAAAUCAACGAGAGGCUUGCCACUACAUGGAUAACAGUUAUUGCUGGCGCAUUGCAAAAGAACGGCGUUUUGACUACAGCUUUGAGCUUAACGCGGCAGACGGUGGAUGGCAUCCAAUCAACUAAUACCUGGUUAAGCGAGCUGGAACUCGAAAUUCCACCACCUGCUGUGAUCAACUCGACGUCCGAAUUGUCACAGACGCUACGAAAGCUGAACGCUUUGAAAAAUCGCGUCGAUUUGAAAACAAAUGAAUACAAGAGCUUCAUUGAAGCAGGGAAUGCGGUUGUGGCCCAUCCUCUUGUCGGUGAGGAAAUGAAGGAUAAUUUCCGCCUGCUCAGUCAGAGAUGGAACGAUGUCUCUGGUGGUGUUGUAGAGCGGCAACGAGCAUUAAAAGCUGCUUCUCAUCAUUAUGGGGAAUUUAAAGUAUUGACUGCACAGGAGUGCGAUUGGCAAGAUAAGUUGGAGAAGAAACUGAUGCGUUCGACCACAUUGGCCGCAGAUGCCGAAGAGAUAUCGGAAGAAUUGGAUGAUUUGGAAAACUACAUGAAGAAUCGACCAAAAGCCCGAUUAUUGCGAAUCGAAUCGAUGGGCAACGAACUGGUCUCGCUUAACAUAAUGGCCGAAUCUGUGGGUUCCGAAGUAAAAUCUCUGGCUGAUCGUUGGGCUAUACUCGAAGAAAAGGCCAAAGAGAAAGCUGAGUGGCUGGAAAAACGCGUACGAGGGGCUCAGCAAUGCGAACAACGACUGGUUCAGUUGCAUAGUGCAAUCAACUCAAUCGAUGCCGAGCUUUGCUCAUCCCUGGAGCAGGAUCUCUAUGGAGACGAACUUCCUGAACUAAGCCAGCGGCUCAGCCAAGAUAUCGCACAGCAAGAGGCUCUCCUGUCUGAAAUUCGCCAUGAAGAAGAAGACUACCAAGCAGAGGGGAGGAAAGAAGCUGCAAAUCGUCUUCACGAACAGCUCUCUUUCAUUGAGGCUACGCUGCAAGACGUCAGGAAUAAGUUUCGAAAGUUUCAAAAUCCAUCUGAAUUGGAACCGCGGCUAGAGCGUAUGCUACGGGUCUUAAGAGACCUGGAGCAAAGCAUGUGUUACAUUGAACUGGCUUCAGAUGACUGUGAGGCCAUCGAGGGACAACUAAACAACUGCAUUCGCUUUUAUGCAAGUCUUAGCGAUAUCAAAACUGAGGUUGAAGCAGUGUUGCGAGAGGGUCGCCAGCAGGUCGAAGAGGAGUUGGUGGAGGAUAAGCUCACUGUCAGUGCAGAGCUGGAUGCAAUGAAGGCGCUGUACAAUCGACUAGGGGAGCAAGUAGCUAUUGCCAGAGAGACAUUAGAAAAGGCUCUGCAGCUGAGCUAUCAACUGAACCUGGACAUCAAUGCGAUGACUGACUGGCUGAAUCAUCUAGUAUCCGAGAUUCACAAGACGGAAGAUACCUUUUCUGACGACCCAAACACCGCAGAAGAAAUCCCUUUCUACGAGAAAUGUCUUGACGAAAUGCUUAGCAACCAGUCUAAAAUGGAUAGUAUUCGUGACAAUUAUGGGUUGUUUUGCGGACUGUGUGACCCCACCUUGCUGGAAACUUUGCGUGAACGAGUAGAAGACAUCACGCAAGAAUGGCAACGUAUCGAAGAGCGUCUGAAGAACAAAAUCAGCAAUCUCAAGGGCGAGCAUAACGACGAUCACGAUGAUGUCGAAGAUGAUGGGGAGCCGUCGUCUCCACAUUUGCCGCAACAGAAUCGCAAUGGGGGCGAUGUGCCUGUCCGCAUGUACCGCAGCGUAGUGCUGACAUCUGUUCGCCAAUUCACCGACCCUGGAUCACCUACGAUGCAAAAAGCGAGCUUGGAACUUCCGGCUUCUCCAACACUUGCCGAAGACAUGGACCCGAAAGAGCUCACCAUUGAUGUAGAGAUGGAAGAAUCAGAUUCCGUCAAAGAUGAAGAGAUGGAUGGUCCCGGCAAUUUGACAUUUGUCGACACGUUGGGUUACUUUAACGCAGCUUUCGAAGACUUUGAGGAGCAAGAAAAAGAGGCAUACAUGCAGGAACGUGUGAGCUCCAGCAGAAGUGGCCUGGAAGUGAUCCGCGGCAACGUGGUCGAUUUCAACGAAGAGGACGAAGAAAUGAUGGAGUCCUCUCCAUCUUCAACGUCCGAUAGUUCCAGCGAAUCAUCUGACUCCAACAGCGUUAAAGAUUUACCAGUGGACAUAGAACUUACGAAUCCUGAAAAAUUGAAAGUUCUUCAAGUGGACGAUUCGUAUGUCGUCGAAGUAAAGGCGGGCAAUUUACCAAGUCCAGAGGUACCAAGCAUGGAAGUGUUGAACUCUAGGCCCAUCACGCCGGAUGAUUUCCUCACGCCGGAAGAAGAAGCUUGGACGUACCCCCAAAUAAGUGUUGAUGCUGAUCAACAAAUUGUUAAUACUGUCACUAAUCACGAAGAGGUGACCAUGCAAAAUCAGGUGUCAUUCGAACAAUUGGUGAUCGAACGUUUCAACUCCCAACGGCUCACAGUCGCUUCGCAGGAUCGAUGCCAUUCCCCUGUUACCACUAGCACCCCUCCACCUACCCCGGCUCUGUGUGAAAUGAACGCGUUUGACGAAACCUUUGCAAAUGAUUCACUUAAAGUUGAUGGUUUGCAACGGUUGGAAGUUCGAGUGGAGGAGGAGGAGGACAAACAGGAAGUGUUGCCUCCUUUCGAGGUAUUACAAGUCAUUGAAGUUGAUGAUAAAGCUCCGGAUGUAGAGAACGCGCAGCCCCAACUCGACGAAACUGAAGGAAGAGUGGCCCGUGAAGUUGAAGAACAAGUUGCAACUGAUUAUGAUCAAGAAAUCCAAAUAUUGAAAGAUCCUUGUACUGAAGUAGUAUUCCAUAGUUUAUCGGGAAGGAGCUCCCCUUCCGUAGAGUGUGAUGUUGUUGUCAAACCUGCAGUUAUCGAAAACGUCCCCACUAUCGAAGUGCCAGUUGUUGAAGAAGUUCUAGUUAUCGAAAAAGUCACAGUUAUUAUCGACGUCCCAGUCGCUGACGAAACUCUAGUUGUCGAAAAAGUUCCAAUCAUCGAAAAUAUUCUAAUUGUCGAAGAAGACCAGCAUCAGGGAUCGUUUCCUAUUGAAAAGGAAUCAGAAAAAGGAAACAGCGAAAAUCCAGACGAUGGAAAACUGCAAAUUAUUGAAAAUUUUGUUGAGAUCGACGUCGCUGAAGGAGACGUUGCUAAUGUGGAAGAUGUCCAGACGCGAGUAGCUGAGGACACCGUUGAGCUUAUGGUCGUUGAUGUUAGCAAGGAAGUCGUAACAGAUGACAAGCAAUUUCAAGUUUCGGAAGACACUGAUGAGAUCCAAAAUGUCGAAGAAGAAGAUGUCGUGAUCGUAGAGGAAAAUCAACUUUGCGUUUCGAAGGCAUCUAGCGAAGAAGUUAUUGCAGAUGAUGAUUUGUCGCAGAGCAGUUCGUCCUCUUCAGAGAUGAAUGAUUUAGAAGUCGAAAACGCCUCGGUUUUCAAAGAUUGUCAAUCACCGCAAUAUUCACCAUCAGUUGAGGAGAAGAUUAUAGAAACGAGCGUUCCAGUCACUCAAGACGAUCAAACCCCUCUUGCCGAAGAACUUGCUGAUAUUCCAGCUUUGUCACGUACCGUUUCGUCGUCUAGCAGCUGUUCUUCGUCGGAAAGCGAUGCCGAACAAGAAACAAUUCCAGUCGUUAAAGACGAGCAGCUUAACGUUUUGCCUUCUAUUGAGGUUACCGUCCACCAAUUUGAAAACUGUGAUGCAACUGCUGACGAUAAACAAGUUCAGCAUUUUGAAGAAACCAUUGAGAUCGAUGAAGUUGGAGAAAAGGAAGCCAAAGUCCUAACGGAUGAGCAGCCCCAUAUUGACGUGUCCUUGUCACACACGGGUUCAUCGGAAAUCAGUUCUUUAUCGCACGAAAGUGAUCACAUUCAGCAAGAAAUUUCCAGCGCUGAAAACAGCCAGAGUCGCAUUUUGAAAGACCCUGUUGAUGUUUGUAGAGAGGCAAUCGAAUCAAAUAGCGCCGAGGUUGCUGCAGUUUUGAUUGGUGAUGAGAAGGAAGUGAUUGUUCUGAAUCGGCCACUCGAUCAAAAUCUACCGCACGAAACGGACCUAAUUUCGGUCAAGGCAGGAAGCGUCCAAUUGACUGGAAACGAGGCGCGAGGAGAGGAUGCGAACGAUCCCACGCAGCGAGCGUUGUCGGUCAGCACUAUCAGGCCGUCCCGUAAAGUCUCGCGUGACGAAGGGACUCAGACGGACUUUUGCGGUUACACUGGCCGCUUGCAUGUUUCUACUCCCGUCCAACCGGCUGAAAGCACGUCGAUAAUUCAAACCCAAACAAUCCCAUUGCAGGUGGAAGAAAUGGCGACGGAGACGGCCGGCGCGCAUCAAGAUCCAUCGGUGGCUUUGCAGGAAAUCGACGCCGAUUUAAAUCGAUUAGUGGCGUCGAUGGAAGCCGCCGAACAAGUGUGCUCUGAUGCUGGCGAUGUUUUUGCUGCCGUUGCGACCGUUUCCGAAUCGAAGGGCAGCGAGGAUGUCGACAGUUUCUACGGUAGCGACAAGGAGGUGGAUAGUGAAGUGGUUUUUUCCCAUACCGAUUCGUCAUCGAGCAGCUCUUCCUCGUCAGAAAGUGACGUUGAACCGGAAACCACUCAGAAGCAGGAAAUUGAAGCGUCUUCUCCCAAAGACGUACAGGAAUCUGCACUGGACCGUGAAAUUGCCGAAUUCAAUGCGGAAGUGAAACUAAUGUCGCAAAGGAUUGAUGAAGUUAGUGCCAAGUUCUCGCCAUCUUCGCCUAUUGAUCUCGAGAGUGCCGAAAUGGAGUUGUCGCUGCUGGACCCAGACGUUGCGACGCUCAUCAGUCGCGGCGAUAGCCUAGUCCUUCAAGUGCAGAAAGUGGAUUUGGAACGUGCCCUACGUAUCAAUACGACGACGGGUGAAUUGCGUGCGGCCCGCACUUCGCUCAAAGCCAGCAGCGAGGUGCGACGUCAACGUCAGGUGGAGCAAGAGCUGACCCUCAAGGACUGCCAAAAGAAGACGGAACAGCUGCAACUCUGGCUGGCCAACAUCGCCCAAACGUUGGAUCACGUGACGCGCAUCAACGAUCAGUCUCAGAUCGAGUCGUUGGAAGAAGAGCUCAACCGACGGCAGAGUGAUAUCCGCCAACUGACAGAAGCGGCCGGAAAGUUGAAAGAGCAGCAAGUGCUGGAAUACCAGGCGCUGAUCAGCUCGUUGACGAUACGCUGGCAGGAUUUACAACGGCAAUUCGUCGACUUCCAAACAAAGGAAACGUCCGCGCUCGCAGCGGACCUCUCCGACGACAUGGGUGGGCCGGAUUUCGUGACCCGCGUCAACAAACUCCGCGAAGCCAUCGCUUCCGUCUCGCGUCAAAUGCACAGUCCGCCUCUCAAUUUGAAGCACUACGAGCAGCUUUGCGGUCAAGAAGACGCAAUCAAAAUCGUUAAAUCGGCGCUUUACACGCUCAAGGGCGAUGUCGAUACGUACAAUCGCGAGAAAAACGAUGCCGUCGAAGCGGCCGAUGCCGUACAGCAAAAAGAGCAAAUCCAACGCGUUUUAGACAAGCUGAGAGAGGAAUGGACGUUAUUGAAUCGCACAUUCGCCGAAAAGCAAGUUCGAGUGCAUCAAUCGCAGACAACGUGGCGCAAUCUGCACGCCGACAUGAAGGACUUUGACGAUUGGCUAACCGGAGCAGAAGCCUCACUGGUUAACCUCCAAAGCGAGAGCCAUAAUCGAUCGGAAAGGAAAGAAAAAUUGAAAGAGCUGGAAUCGCAAGUGACCGCACGCCACAAAGUGAUGAGCAACAUAACGUCCACGUGCCGCGAGGUUGCCGGCGAAUGCAGCACCGCCGACGCCGUCCUGCUGCGGGAAAAGCAGGAUACGCUCGGCAAGAGGUGGAGGUCACUCCUGUCCGGAUUGGCUGCCGUUCGGCAGCGCUUGACUUCGCUGGACGGAAGCCCGUUACCCGUUGCCAAAUUGACUCCAUUAGUCAUGUCACCUACAAGAAAAGAUGAGACCAACGGUUCGGAAUCGGAUCUGACAGUCCACGGUACGAAAGAGACCCCACCGACGACUCCCAGCACCAUCGUCGCCAGUUUGGACAAGUCGAUCUUGCAGAUCCGCGAUUGGCUUACAGUGCUCGAAACGAUGCUGAAACAGCAAGUGGCCAUAGUAGGCGAUAGCGACGACGUUCUUCAGCUACUAGAGAAACAAAAGAAUGUCUUACGCGAACUAGAGCAAAAGAAACCACAGUUGGAUGAACUCGUCCAGACGGCUGAAAGUAUUAAGGAUGGAGGACCGCCCAUCGGUGGGAAACAGUUGCCGGCGCAAGACAUGACGUCACUCCCACCACUGCUCUACCACCUGAGGACUUGCUUACGAGUGAGCAAACUACGAGAGCAUUGGGAAGAAACAGCCACUGCCGUUACAUCUAGACGCAAUCAGCUGGAAGAAUUGCUGACAGAUUCUCAUCAAUUCGAGAGGCGGAAACAAGACGUGGACCAAUGGCUGGGCCGAAUGGAAAAUCGACUUUCAAAAUUAGCGCCUGUUGCCGGCACUGCCGAUUUAAUUGAUACCCAACAUCGAGAGCAAAAGGUCCUUCACAACGAGAUCCAGCAAUACAAGAGUCAAGUAGAGCAAUUGACUCAAUUGUCAGACAAGCUGGUAGCGAGCUACCCACACGAUGACACUAGCCGGGCUGUCCGCACCAAUGAAAACCUCUCUCAGCGCUAUUCAGUUCUUCAUACGGGCGUGAAUGCAAGAGGACGGGCUCUGAAUGCAGCCAUGAGUUCACUGCACAGUUUCGACCGAUCAUUGGACAAGUUUAUGGCUUGGCUAUCGGAUACGGAAUCAGCACUGGAGUCGCUCGAGCUCGAGCUAGACAGCUACGGCCCUGGCGUCAAAACAUCUCGCGAACGCGUCCUGAUUCAGCUCAAGGAAUUGUCUGUGGAACUGGACGGACGGCGUGACGAACAAGCCGGAUUGGCCGGGGCUGGUCAGCGCUUGAUCAACACUCUGAGCGAUGACGAUUACCGCAACAACGGACAGAGACAACAACAACAACAGCAACAACAACAGGCCAAUAACGACGAUGCGCUCAUGCUGAGACAACGUUUAGACGACAUGAACCGUAGGUGGCACGGACUGAGAGCCAAAACAGUGGCCAUCAGGAAUCGGCUGGAAAACAACACGGAACAUUGGAACGCGUUGCUGUUGUCGCUUCGCGAACUCAUCGAGUGGGUCAUCCGCAAAGACACGGAAUUGACCGGACUGGGGCCCAUUCGCGGUGAUUUAUCAACGCUGGUUAAGCAACAAGAUGAUUUCAGAGCGUUUCGAAGACAGCUGGAUGAUAAACGACCUUUGAUCGAGCAGAGCAUCUUAACCGGCAGACAGCUUGUAGCCAAUGAAGCGCCACUCUCCGACGCCAGCGAUUCGGAAGUCGCCAACCGGGACCUGCUGCCCGGUGAUUCGCGGGGUUACCGCAGCGCCGAAGAGGCAGCACGCGAAUUGACACAAGGCAUCCGCCGCGAAGGGACCAAGUUGGCCGAACGAUGGGCUGCCCUGCGUGAUCGCACCGAACGAUGGAACGUCGACUUGGACACCACCACCAACCGAGUGCAGCAAUUGCAGGCCAGCAUGGACGACGCAUCUAACCGCCUCGUCCCAGCCGAAACGGUUCGUUCCAAGUGGAUCAAUCCGAUCGAAUUGAGCCCUCAGCAAGUUCAACAACACAUGGAUCAAUUGAAGGAAUUGAGCGAUAAAAUUGCUCCAGUUCAACUGACGAUUGAGGAAGUCAACGACCAGGCGGCCCGUUUGGCCGAUUCGGGCGUCCCAUUAUCGCACGCCAACCUUUCCAGACUGGACGAUCUCAAUUCUCGGUGGAAAGUGUUACAGUCUUCGAUGGACGAUCGAUACCAACAAUUGUGCGGUGUUACGCGGGACGGUGCGCUCACUGGCCCGCUGCUGCACAGCUUCCUGGCCUCAUCGGUCGACCGGCCCUGGGAGAGAUCCGUCACUGAAGCCGACGUUCCCUAUUACGUCAAUCACCAAACGGAGACGACUCAUUGGGACCAUCCUCAGCUGGAAGAGCUGAUGAAUUCAUUGUCCGAGUUCAACGACGUCCGCUUCUCAGCUUACCGGAUGGCCCUCAAGUUGCGUCGCGUCCAAAAGUUCCUAUGCCUGGAUAAACUCGAACUGAACACAGCCAUCGACACUUUCGACGCGCACGGUCUCCGAGCACAAAACGACAAGGUGAUCGACAUCCCAGAUAUGGUGACUGUCCUCCGUUCGCUGUACGAAGUUGUUGUCGCAACAUAUCCCGGCGAGAUCCGCCUACCGCUCGUUAUUGACUUGUGUCUCAACUGGAUCCUCAACGUCUACGAUAGUCAAAGGUCUGGCGAAGUUCGAGUGCUCUCAUUCAAAGUUGUCAUCACUCUGAUGUGUCGCGGCCAUUUGGAGGACAAAUACCGAUAUUUGUUCCGACUAAUUGCCGAUCCCAAUCGAUUAGUUGAUGCACCAAAACUGGGCGUCCUUCUGCACGAUUGCGUUCAGAUGCCACGUGAACUGGGCGAAGUGGCCGCAUUUGGCGGAUCUAACAUUGAACCUUCGGUCAAGUGUUGCUUUGAGAAAGCCGGUAAACAACGACAGUCCAUUGAGGCCGUCCACUUCUUAGCCUGGAUGAAGCGAGAACCGCAGAGCGUCGUUUGGCUCCCGGUGCUUCAUCGUUUGGCUGCAUCAGAAUCGGCCCGUCACCAAUCAAAGUGCAACGUUUGCAAAGCAACCCCGAUCGUUGGCUUGAGGUACCGUUGCCUCAAAUGUUUGAGUUUCGACAUGUGCCAGAACUGCUUUUUCACGGGGAGAGUUUCCAAACAUCACAAGUUGACGCACCCCAUGCAGGAGUAUUGCACGACGACAACGUCGGGAGAAGAUUUGAAAGAUUUCACUCGAACCUUGCGCAAUAAAUUCAAAUCGAAACGCUACUUCAAAAAACAUCCCCGUCUAGGUUAUCUGCCCGUUCAGACUGCUUUGGAAGGAACCACAACUCCGUCCGAUGCUCAGUCAGAAGUCUCUUCCCAGAUGCCAUCCAGCGUAGCGCAAGAUGUCCUUGUCCAUUCGGCAGCCAAUUCUGUCGUAGAUGGCAUCCAUAAAGAUUUCACGCCAGAGUCGGAGGAUGAACAUCAGCUAAUUGCUCAGUACUGUCGAUCUCUGAACGGAGACGCGCUUGGCAUGUCGAUGGGGGUAGUUCCGAGGAGCCCGGUACAAUUAUUAGCCGCUCUAGACUCAAAUCACAAAGAAGAGAUUGAAACGAUGAUUCGCGAACUGGAAGAGGAAAACGCCACUCUUCAAGCUGAAUACGAACGACUGCGUUCGCAACAGUCACCUUCAAUGUCUUUCUCGUUCUCUUCCUCGCCGGACGAUGCCACGCCCAUCCCGCAUCAAGCUGGAGCCUCGUCGUCUGGUAAUCACACUUCAGAGGUUGAGAGAGACAUGCUGGCCGAAGCCCGUUUAUUGAGGCAGCACAAAACUCGACUGGAGGCCCGGAUGAAAAUACUAGAAGAGCACAAUCGCCAACUUGAAACCCAACUAAGCCGGUUGCGGCAAUUACUAGAUGAACCUGGAGGAAAUAGCAGAGACAACUCGUCACCUGCCAAAACAGGGACGUUGCAAACGCGGGCGGUAACGGCUGCACACCUCGCAACGGAUACGCCCGUACGGACCAAUGGUCACGAAAAAAAUCAUACUUGGGCAGAACAUAGUGUAACCGAUCGAUUAGAAACCAGACCUCCUCCUCCACCUCACGGCAACUCCACUAAUUCAAACACGUACAAUUCGCAGAAUGUAGGCAACCUUCUUUUCAUGGCAGGUGACUUGGGGAAAGCCGUUGGCUCACUGGUGAACGUAAUGACGGACGACCAGUCUCCAGGAUUGACAGACGAAGAGGAUUGAAACCACAAUAGGAAUUGUUACCGUGUUGGAAUGUCAUGUAGAAAGUUAUUGUUGCUGUUCAUGAAUUAACAGAGAAAAGAAGCAAAAACAAAAGAAAAUUGGAAACAUGCUGCUUAUGUAAAGGGCUGUUCUUCCAUUAUGUUUUAUAUCAUGUUACCGGUUUUAAAACCUCCUGCCCUAUUCGCGUCAUUCAUACGUUGAAUGAUCUAACGUCAAUUCUUUCUCUUUUGUCAAAUUUUUGUUUUCUUCACUUUGCCAAUGUUUUGGGAGUAGAAGUUUGACAGCCAGCCCUGUUCUGUUUCUGUAGAUUUACUAGUUAACAUCCUGUUUAACAUAUCAUGUAGUUUUCAUACAACCACAACAAUUAUUGGGGGCAUCUCUUCCUCUAUGGCACACUGAAUAAAACCAACAGUUCCCUGUUUUACAUGGAA